UGUAAAAUGUAGCCUUUCAUAAUUUUGUUUAUUUUUUAAUUGAACACCGAAAUAUUUAAAGUUUGAAGUUCAUUAAGAAGAAUGUCUUUAAGGUCUCAGGUAAUCAGUUUAUAUAAAACGUUGCUAUACCUAGGGCGCGAAUAUCCGUCAGGUUAUGACUUUUUUCGGAAAAGGUUGCACAAUGCUUUUCUGAAAAAUAAAGAUGUGAAGGAUCCUGACAAAAUAGAAAAGAUGAUUGCACAUGGACAAUAUAUUGUUCGAGAGCUUGAAGCUUUAUACAAAUUGAAAAAGUACAGAACCCUGAAACGAAGGUAUUAUAAUUAACUAAUCAUUGUCAGAUUGUUUUAAGAGUGUAAGUAUGUGAAUAAAAAUUUGUGAAUCGAAUAUUGUAUUUGCUACUUGCUUCUGCAAAUCUCCCUUACUUGUAGUGGUUUAGAACUUCAACUGCGGGUUUGCAAUAAAAAAAUCAGUUAAUGAUCAACAGGAAAGGUGAUAUGAUUUAUUUAUCUUCUACAUUAACAAGAGCAAGGAUUGCCACGAUUUAUUUUUACAUUUUACAAUAUAUUAUCAUUUCUUAUUGUUCGCUUUGGUUAACAUUUAAAAAUCAUAAGAAAAUGUACUUUGAUAACAAAUACCUAAAUCUAUGAAUAAUCAAUGUAUUAAAGCAGGCGGUUAUU
This is a messenger RNA of Cylas formicarius (sweet potato weevil), 677 nucleotides long. RefSeq names its product electron transfer flavoprotein regulatory factor 1 (gene osi). The transcript is spliced from 2 exons. The record is from RefSeq and is a predicted model, not a curated record. Gene Ontology annotation, cellular component: mitochondrion. The coding region runs from base 82 to 324 and encodes 80 amino acids. Gene Ontology annotation, biological process: respiratory electron transport chain. NCBI's taxonomy places the organism in Eukaryota, Metazoa, Arthropoda, Insecta, Coleoptera, Brentidae.